CGUCCCCACGUGACUUCGAGGAACUCGAGUAGGUUACAAAAGGUAAUCAAUUCGUCGUGAUAUUUGACUGUUGGAAACAGUAUCAGUCCGUAUUUUCUCAGGCCGAUUCGAUAAUGAGUGACUCUGACGCCGUCAAGCCGCUUGUGAAUGGAAAGAUGGAUAACAUCGAUGAUGAAGAACAGAAACUGUCUGUAGCCAAGGAAGAGCUGGAUAAAUUGACGAAACAACUUGAGAAGGCAGAGGACGAAAAAUCUAGGCUGCAGUUGGCAAAACUGAGCGCAGAAGAUUCAAAGAAAGAGGCUUCAAAAAAUGUGAUGGUCCUUCAACGACGGGAGCAACGUCAGGAGGAGUUCUCUAAAACUGUGAAAGGGAUACAGAAUGAUAUCUCGAUGCUCGAGAAGGGUAACAAAGAUCUGAUGGAGAAACUGAAGAAAAGCCAGGCUAAGCUACAGGCUAAGAAGAGCGAGUCUGCUACACUUCAGCAGAGGUUUAAGAUCUAUGUCCAGAUCCCUGAAAAGAAGGUGAAGUUCACCCGUAAGGAGGAGGACAGCGAUGACAGCGGUCAACACAUCAAGGGGGUGUUCACCAUUGCCCAGAGACCAUCAGUGCUCCUGAAGGGGGGGCAGGCUCUCAUCACUUUUGAGGAGGAGAAAGUGGCUGCCCAGAUCCUGAAGAUGGCCAAGUGUACUGUGUCCUGUGAUAAAGACAAGGUGCAUGUGAAGCCCAAAAGCCUUACACUGGACCCCUUUGUCAAGUUUGAGGUACACCUUGAUGUCUCCACAAAGACACUCAGCUUCUCCAAUGUCCCGUUUACCCUGUCAGAGGAACGAAUGAGAGACCGUCUGGAGAUCAGCUUCUCCAAGCCCAGUCGAGGGGGAGGAGAGGUGCAGAGGGUGGACUAUGACAAGCACACUGGGAAAGGACAAAUCACCUUCCUCAACUCUGGAGUUGCAGAGAGGCUGGCCCUGAAAAGGAAGUACAUCGUGGAUAUGGACCGUGAGGUGAAUGUGAAAGUUGACCUUGUUUACAACUACAAGCUGAAGAAGUUUCAGACGUUCUGCGGCACUCCGACGCGCACCAUCCUCCUGUGCGGGAUUACAGACUUCCAGGAUGAGGAGGACCUGCAGGAUCACCUGGAGAUUCACUUCCAGAAGCCCAGUAACUAUGGAGGGGAGGUGGAGUGCAUCAAGUAUGUCUCCGGGGGCAACGAGGUCAAGGCCUUCUUCACUGAGGACAUGGCUGAGAUGGAGGCUUAACAUUAACAAACGGCCAUCCUCUUACGAUACAUCUAUGCUCAUGUUUCUCAGUACUUAGUUGGUACCACAUGAAUGAACCUUAGUGAUGAUGUAUUUAUCCGCAUUUACCAUAAUCUAUACCCCACUGACAUGCAGCACUAUAUUAUACCAAAACUGAUCUGUAAGUCUUGGGAAAUUAGUCAUGUCAACUUUGUAUACUGACAAAGUUUAACAAGGCCUUAAAACGUGCAUGAUAAUGCCUUGUGCAGUGCCUUAAGUUUAGAAUAAUCUUGAUUAGAAGGAUCUUUAUAGUUAUAUAGUCAAACUCUAUUAGAAGGGGACAAAUGAAAAUGCACAGUAGUUGUUUUCAUCUAGAGAUACUAUGUCUAUUUCUCUGUGUCAGGCAUCUUUGUGAUAUGGUGUUUUUUGCUCAAACUUCAAAUCAUGGGUUUUUAAAUCGGUCAUCAUGACAUGAAUCAGGAAUUUACUGUAUGGAUAAUCCCAUUGAUCGUGGUAUAUGAGUAACCCACCUACUUAAUUUCACCCCAUAAAAUGCAUUUAAUGCAUAUCACAUUGUAUUGUUUUAUUGAACUCCUGUAUGCUUUCUGACUACAGUCCUUAAAUAUAGGCCUGAAUACGCACCAUUAAAAUAUUGAUAACAGCGCAGGUGACAUAAUCUGUGCUGAGCAAAAAUAUCAACGCAACAUGCAACAAUUUCAAAGAUUUGACUGAGUUAACAGUGCAUAUAAGGAAAUCAGUCAAUUGAAAUACAUUCAUUGUGCACUAAUCUAUGGAUUUCACAUGACCGGUCAGGGGUGCAGCCAUUGGUGGGCCCACUGUGGAGCUAGGCCCAGCCAAUCAAAAUGCAUUUUUCUCCACAAAAGGGCUUUAUUACAGACAUAAAUAGUCCUCAGUUUCAUCAGCUGUCUGGUCUCAGACAAUCCUGCAGGUGAAGAAGCCGGAUGUGGGAGGUCCUGGGCUGAUGUGGUUACACGUGGUCUGCGGUUGCGAGUCCGGUUGGACGCACUGCCGAAUUCUCUAAAACGACAUUGGAGGCUGCUUAUGAUAUAUAAAUUAGCUUUCAAUUCUUUGACAACAACUCUGGUGGACAUGCCUGCAGUCAGCAUUCCAAUUGCACGCUCCCUCAAAACCUGAGACAUCUGUGGCAUUAUGUUGUGUGACAAAACUGCACAUUUUAGAGUAGCCUUUUAUUGCACGUGUAAUGAUCAUGCUGUUUAAUCAGCUUCUUGGUAUGCCACUCCUGUCAGAUGGAUGGAUUAUCUUGGCAAAUGAGAAAUGCUCACUAACACGGAUGUAAACAAAUUUGUGCAAAAUAGUAUUUUUGUGCUUAUGGACAAUUUUUGGGAUCUUUUAUUUCAGCUCAUGAAACAUGAGACGAGCACUUUCCAUGUUGUGUUGAUAUUUUUGUUCAGUGUACAACUCAACUGUAAAUAAAGACUGCUGAAGGCCA
Molecule: messenger RNA, 2706 nt
Organism: Oncorhynchus nerka (sockeye salmon)
Lineage: Eukaryota; Metazoa; Chordata; Actinopteri; Salmoniformes; Salmonidae
Gene: nmi
Product: N-myc (and STAT) interactor
Cellular component (GO): cytoplasm
Source: RefSeq, a predicted model, not a curated record